GACCUGGUUCUGGAUCACGUCUUUGGCUUCAGAGGCUUCGACUGCCGGAACAACCUGCACUACCUGAACGACGGCUCAGACAUCGUCUACCACACGGCCGCCACGGCCAUCGUUCACAGCCUGAGCGCCGGAACUCAGAGUUUCUACCUGGAGCACACCGACGACAUCCUGUGUCUGACCGUCAACCAGCAUCCCAAAUACAAGAACAUCAUCGCCAGCGGACAGAUCGGUGACGUCGGUGAAAUCCCAGGUACGAAUCCGUCCAUCCACGUCUGGGACGCCAUGAGCAAACAGACGCUGUCCGUCCUGCGCUCCAGCCACGCCAAAGGAGUCGGAUACGUGAACUUCAGCGCCACCGGGAAGCUGCUGCUGUCUGUCGGAGUCGAACCUGAACACACCAUCACCGUGUGGCGCUGGCAGGAAGGAUCCCGGGUUUGCAGUAAAGCCGGACAUCCGGACCGGAUCUUCGUGGUGGAGUUCCGGCCGGACUCAGACUCCCAGUUUGUUUCUGUGGGAAUCAAACAUGUGAAGUUCUGGACUCUGGCUGGCGGCGCGCUGAUGUAUAAGAAAGGAGUGGUGGGGUCGGUGGAGGAUGGCCGGAUGCAGACCAUGCUCUCUGUGGCCUUCGGUGCUAACAACCUGACGUUUACCGGCGCCAUCAACGGCGACGUGUACGUGUGGCGACAUCACUUCCUGCUGAGGCUGGUGGCGAAGGCCCACACGGGGCCGGUGUUCACCAUGUACACCACGCUGCGAGACGGACUCAUCGUCACCGGAGGGAAGGAGCGGCCGACCAAAGAGGGCGGAGCCGUGAAGCUGUGGGACCAGGAGAUGAAGCGCUGCCGGGCCUUCCAGCUGGAGACGGGUCAGCAGGUGGAGUGCGUCCGAUCCGUCUGCAGAGGAAAGGGGAAGAUCCUGGUGGGAACGAAGGACGGGGAGAUCCUGGAGGUCGGGGAGAAGAACGCGGCGUCCAACCUGCUGCUGGACAGCCACGGCCGCGGCGGCAUCUGGGGUCUGGCUGCCCACCCGGUCAAAGAGCUCUGCGUCACCGCCAGCGACGACGCCACCAUCAGGCUGUGGGACCUGAGCGACAAGAAACUCCUGAACAAGGUGUGCGUCGGCCACGCCGCUCGCUGCGUGAGCUUCAGCUCCGACGGAGAGAUGCUGGCCGUCGGGAUGAAGAACGGAGAGUUCCUCCUCCUCCUCGCCAACUCCCUGAAGAUCUGGACCAAGAAACGGGACCGCAGCGCCGGCCUGCAGGACAUCCGCUUCAGCCCGGACCGCCGCCUGCUGGCCGUCGGGUCGGUGGAGAACACGGUGGACGUUUACGACAUGAGUGGUGGACCGGUUCUGACCCGGCUGGGAUACUGCAGCGACAUUCCUGCUUUCAUCCUGCAGCUGGACUUCUCAGCGGACAGCGGCUACAUCCAGGUGUCCACCGGAGCGUACCGCCGGCUGGUGUUUGAGGUUCCUUCAGGGAAGCUGCUGAGUGACCAGAGCGCCGUGGACAGAAUCACCUGGGCGACGUGGACCAGCAUUCUGGGAGAUGAAGUCCUGGGGAUCUGGCCUCGAAGCGCAGACAGAGCCGAUGUGAUCUGUGCGUGCGUUUCCCACGCCGGCCUGAACGUGGUCAGCGGAGACGACCUGGGAUUGGUCCGACUGUUCGAUUUCCCCUGCAGCGACAAGUUUGCCAAACACAAGCGUUUCCUCGGACACUCGCCUCACGUCACCAACAUCCGGUUCUCCCACGACGACAAGCAUGUGGUCAGCACCGGAGGAGACGACUGCAGUGUGUUUGUGUGGAAAUGUCUGUAAACGUCGGGAUCCAGAGCGCCUCAACAGAACCACAGUGGAUCCAGAGCGCCUCAACAGAACCACAGUGGAUCCAGAGCAGCUCAGCGUUUCUCUCCACAAUCAGCCUGACAGACGCUGGACAGACGCUGGACAGAAGCUGGACAGAGGCUGGACAGACGCUGGACAGGCGCUGGACAGAGGCUGGACAGAGGCUGGACAGACGCUGGACAGAGGCUGGACAGACGCUGGACAGGCGCUGGACAGACGCUGGACAGACGCUGGACAGAGGCUGCUGAUGUUCACAGAUGUUCAGGUCCCUCCACCUGGGAUCAGACCGGACGCUGCAGCGCCUCCUAUAGUUAUGAGGAGGAAACUCAUAGCUUCACUCUGUGGAUCAGUUUCCUCUGUUUAUUCAUCAAACACCUUAAAAUGAACCUGCAGGCCUCCGUAGUGAUCCAGAUCUCAGAACUCCAGUCUGGGAACAUUACCACACUGAACUGGGAUCCAGUUACAACCAAGAAAACCAGUUUGAUCCUGAUCCUUGUACUCAGUCACCAGGCUAACUAGUGUUAGCAACACAAGCUAAUAACUAAGGAGUUUCCCUGCAUUUUAUGCCAAACCUGACAGAACAUGUUCACCAACAUGUUAUGAACUAUAAUGACUCUGAAUGAAUGAAUGAGGCGUAAAGCAUCAGAGGUUUCAAUGAUCAGCUCAGUGCUGCAACUUUCAGCAUCAUUACUUCAUGCAGCGGCCAUGUUGGAUUGGAGUUUUGGGUUGGAAACUUGGAUCUGCUUCUGGUGCGAAAGGAAACCGGAAUAACGAGGCAAAGAUUUAAAUUAAGCUUCCAUGAAAUCACUGAACAUUUUAGAUUUUUAGAGUGAAGCAGGAAGCUGUAACAAAACUAAAAUAAAAACUGUCUAUAGAUCAAUUUAAAAAAGAUGUAAAUUUUAUAAGACAACCAUGGAGGCUUUUACAGAAACAGUUUUAUUUCACCUGGAAGCUGCAGAACCAGAACCGAAGCAUCAACACCAACAUCUGGACUAAGAAUCAAAUGAUGAUGAUGAUGAUGAUGAUGAUGACCUGAGGCUGAAAUGACCUUAAACUUCUGCCUGAGAAAAGCAGCUGAUAAUCCGUCUCGUUGUCAAAGAGCCUCGGCUGCAUCUGGACUUGGUCUGCCUGAAGUGCCUUUCUGGAUCUUUCUGUUUGUCUCAUUUAUCCUGGACCAGGAUCAGAUUUCAGAUGUUUGACAUCCAUCCUUGGACUUUCUGUUCUGUCUGGUGCUACUCUCUGAAUGUUCAUCCUGACUGGAUAGAAAAAAUGUUUCUGCUUUUAGUUUUAAAUAGCAGUGCAUCGAUUGCAGUUUUCUGGCAGAAGAGAGCAAAAGAGGACAGUGGUUGAUUCUUAGACCUUCGACAAGCUAGAUGAGAUCGGCUGAUCGCUGAUCUCCCAAAAAUUAAGGAAAUCGGCACCGAUAAAUCGAUGCGCCCUUAGUUUGAAUCCCAGCCAAAGCAGGGAGUUCAGACCCAGAGAGAAGAAGAAUAACUGGAAUAUUUCAUGUUUUUACGCCUGUGUGGAUGAAGCCCAGCUCAUCCACACAGACGCUGCCCAACAAAACCUGUAGGUAUAACGAGUUGAAUCGGGUUCAGUCAUGUGGUGUUCAAUCACACGGCAAGAGCAACACACAACACCGACAGAAAAUCCCAUAAAACCCAUUAUGUCACGUGAAUUUCAAGUAAACAAACAUGGCUGACAACCUAGAAGCAAUAGUGAUAGUUUGUUUUAUUUAUUGUUUUAUUGCUUAUUUUAAGCAAUAAAAGACGUAACAAAAAGAAGAAACGUUGGAUAAAAGAGCGGAGGUCAGUUAUUCUGUUUUUUUGUCUUUUCCAUUUGUGUAACGGUGGCAAACAAUAAAGCGAGAUGUUGUGAUUGAGUCCGUAACAUUUUAAUCUAUUGUUACAAAGUAACUCCGUUAGCAGCCAUUAUAAAAAGAAAACAUCCGCUCCACCACCGUCGUCUCCUAGCAGCGGCGGACUGAUGCUGACCCUCCGUGUCAAACUGUGACACGGCCACUAAAAUAACACACACAACACAAAACAGUAUUAAUUUACCUCCACUAUUCUGUCAACAUGGCCUGUGUGCCACAUGUGCUUAGAUUGUUCUCCAUUUCAUCGUUUCUUUAAGCUUCAAAGGUUAAUUAUUAUUUACAAUUACAUUGAGAACAAGAGGCACAAAAUAAUGACUACAAGUCCAGUUAAUUAAAACCAGGCAUUAAUCAAUGUUUUACUACAAUCUACCUGUGAUGCAUGUGGCUAGAGCCAGCGCCCUGUGGAGUGAAAAUAUGGAGUGAAAAUGGUCUCAAAAUCACUCCAUAUUUUCACUCCAUAUUUUCACUCCAUACUGCUGCCAAACAAAGUUCCUCAAAGAAAGACUGGAAGGAAUCUGCAGAUUUUUCCCUCUGCAGUGGAACAGAUUUCAGGGGUCAAAGUUCACCUGGAGAGCAGCAGCCACAGGUCGGUCAGACAGCGCUACAGUCAAGGUAAAAAGUAAGUACACCCUCUGUACUUCCUGUAACAUGAACUGUGGGAUGUUCCAGAUGUUCCUGAACCAGAAGCUGCUCUGAAAUCAGUUUCAGUGAAAAUGUUUGUGUUGCUCUAAACUCUGAAAAUAUGAAACUCCUGAGUUUGUUUUAAACUCCAAACCUUUAUCGUUCUGCUGAGACGUUUUCCUGACAAUAAAUGAGGCUGAUGGAAGGAAAGAACAUC
Molecule: messenger RNA, 4556 nt
Organism: Poecilia latipinna (sailfin molly)
Lineage: Eukaryota; Metazoa; Chordata; Actinopteri; Cyprinodontiformes; Poeciliidae
Product: echinoderm microtubule-associated protein-like 6
Exons: 14
Molecular function (GO): microtubule binding
Source: RefSeq, a predicted model, not a curated record